AUGGGCAGUGCCAGGCAGAGCAGGGUUGGGCGCAGCGCCCGGGCCUCCCCGGCACGGCUGGACGCCUACCCGGCACAGCUUCCCGCUGGCGCUGACCCACGGCGCAGGGACUGGGUCGGACUGAUCCGUACUGGGAGCAGGGACUGGGUCGGACUGAUCCGUACUGGCCCCAGGCUGCUGACACAGCCCGCAGGGGGUCUGUCCUUCCGCCUGGACUCGUGGCGGGACGGGUACCACGCCUGGCCCCUGGGACAGAUGUGGCCGGAGCUCGAGGGAGAGGUGGACGCUGCCUUCGCCUGGGACGGACGCACCUACCUGAUACAGGGCUCCCAGGUCUCCAUCUUCCUCUCGGAGCAGGGCCACCGGCGGGGGCUGGGGGACCCCCGGGCUGUGCUGGCAGGGGACCGCAUUCGGCUGGUGGACCUGACGCAGAUGCCGCGGCAUGUGGGCGAGCCGGUGUUGCUGCCCCACGACCACGUGGACGGCGCCAUGUGCACCAACGAUGGCGUCUUCCUCUUCUGUGGCCCCAGCUACCACCAGUACCCCAGCGUGGCCCAGCUACUGGGGGCCCAACAGCCCGCCCCCCCGCAGAGCAUCGCCACCCACUUCUUCCACUGCCCCCAGUGA
Molecule: messenger RNA, 627 nt
Organism: Aptenodytes forsteri (emperor penguin)
Lineage: Eukaryota; Metazoa; Chordata; Aves; Sphenisciformes; Spheniscidae
Gene: HPX
Product: hemopexin
Exons: 4
Coding region: 1-627 (208 amino acids)
Source: RefSeq, a predicted model, not a curated record